AUGGACGAGGAGCAGAUCCAAGAAUUCAUGACGGUCACGGCAACGUCUCACGCCGUGGCCAAACGUAUGAUCGACAUGUGCGGCGAUUCCACCCAGGCCAUCAGCAUGUGGUAUUCAGACCUCGACCUUCAGAGAAAUAUCGAGCAAAGUUUGCAAACCCCUGCGUUGACCACAGCUUCGAACCGUCCCCGUCCUUCCCAAGGCAGAGAAGAUGCCCAAGGCGUCAUCCAUAUUGACGAUAGCGACGACGACAUGCAGGACCCGGGUUUCGACUCCGAUACCGACGAUGUUGCCGGCAUUGCCCGUGCGGCUCAAGAAGACGAAGAUGCUGCCUUGGCUAGGGAGUUGCAAGAGCAGUUCUACAAUCCUUCAGCGUCUGGGGCUGGGGGUGGCGGCGCAGGCCUCGACGACGAUGGCGUUAGGGCUCCCAUGGCACGUACAACUGAGGUGCUCGUGGCCCCUGGUGGCGGUUUUGACGACGACGAUCAUGAGUCGGUACUUGCUCAGAUUCGUGCUAGAAGGGAACACGGACAAGCUGCCGCUGCAGCCCGUAGGCGUGCUGGAGCCAACAACCCGUUCGCACAACCAUCAGCUUGGUCGGCGGGUGCUCCGGCAGCAGCCUCUAGACCAGCCGGUGCUGCGGUUAGUAGGGCAGAUCGCCUGGCUGAGCUCUUCAGGCCACCAUACGACAUCAUUUCCGACUUCUCUUGGGAGGAGGCCCGCGACGAAGGCAAGGAGGAGAAGAAGUGGCUGUUGGUCAACCUGCAAGACUCCUCAGACUUUCAAUGCCAGAUGCUCAACCGCGAUGUGUGGAAGGACCAAGCCAUUGUCUCCCUCAUCAAGGAGAACUUCAUUUUCCUGCAGUACGACAAGUUGGAUCCUUCUGCCGAGCGGUACAUCAACUUCUACUUUCCCAACCGGACCCAUGAGAACCCCAACAACUAUCCUCAUGUGUCGGUUGUCGACCCCCGCACUGGUGAACAGGUCAAGGUCUGGAGCGGCAUCCCAUUUCCAUCGCCCUCGGAGUUUCACGCUCAGCUUGUCGAGUUCCUUGAUAGGUACAGCCUCGCAGCCAACAGCAAAAACCCCGUUACCAAGGCCAAGAGGCCAGAGCGCGUUAUCGACUUCGAUCGAUUGACGGAGGAGCAGCAGCUUGAGCUCGCACUUCAGAACAGUCUGGCGGCUGCCACGGGUGGUUCGCCGCCAAACAUCGACGACCCCGAUGCGCUAACCCGUUCAACUGGCAACCUGGCUGCGGACGACAAGGGCAAGGGGAAGGCGGAGGAGCCACCAGCAGAACCUCCAAAGGUUGAGUCGGCUUUUGACAGAAUUCCAUCUAAUCAGCCACACUCGGAGCCAGCCGCCGAUCCCAAGACCACAACGCGCAUUCAAAUCAGGCACAGCAUUGGCCGCACUAUCAGGCGGUUCCGCCUCGACGAUACGGUGUCCAGAAUUUACGAAUGGAUCAAGGCUGAGCCACCCAUUCCAGGCAUGGAGGGGGUACCAUUUGAGCUCAAGACAUCGCCCAGUGGUGUGGACCUGAUCGACCUCCUGGAUCAAACUAUCAAGGAGGCUGGCCUCGCUAACGGAACGGUGAUGCUUGAAUUUGAGAGUUAG
This is a messenger RNA of Podospora anserina S mat+, 1617 nucleotides long. RefSeq lists its product as uncharacterized. Bases 1 to 1617 code for a protein of 538 amino acids. The transcript has a single exon. NCBI's taxonomy places the organism in Eukaryota, Fungi, Ascomycota, Sordariomycetes, Sordariales, Podosporaceae. Gene Ontology annotation, biological process: proteasome-mediated ubiquitin-dependent protein catabolic process. Gene Ontology annotation, molecular function: ubiquitin binding. Gene Ontology annotation, cellular component: nucleus. The record is from RefSeq and is a predicted model, not a curated record.